UGGGGGGGGGGAGGAGGGGGGGGCUGAGCGUUGUGCUUAUUUUCCCCUUCUCCCCCCUCUUUCCUUUUUAUUUGCCUCCAUCCCUCUGUCAAACUGACGCCGGGCAAGAGCAAACUUUUCGCAGAGGGAACGGAGCAAAAACCGCUUUUAGCCUCGUUCCAUAUAGACAUAUAUAUUUUUUAAUUCAAAUUUUUUUAAAAUUCUUUUUUUUUUUUUUUUUUUUUUUACUAUUUUCUCGCACUUUCCGUACUGUUCUCCUACCAGAACCGGGGGCUUUCCCACACCCCCCUCCCUCCUUUUCCAACCCCCCCAACCUCCCUCUUUCCACCUCGGACCCCCCAGGCAGGGUCGGCUGCGCUCUCCUCGCUCUCCCUCCGCUUUAUUCCCCCCCUCGUGUCUGUGUGUGUGUGUGCGUGCGGGUGCGAGCCUGUCAAGGGGCUGUUUCUCUCCCCACCCUCCUCCUCCUCCUUCUUCCAAAUAUGCUUUUUGAAAGUUUUGAUCUCGUCUCGGCACUGGCUACCCUCGCGGCGUGCUUGGUGUCACUGACUUUGCUGCUGGCUGUGUCCCAACAGCUGUGGCAGCUCCGUUGGGCUGCCACCCGCGACAAAACCUGCAAGCUACCAAUCCCUAAAGGCUCUAUGGGAUUCCCUUUAAUCGGAGAAACCUUCCACUGGCUCCUGCAGGGUUCGUGCUUCCAGUCUUCGCGACGGGAGAAAUACGGCAACGUUUUCAAGACGCACCUUUUGGGGCGGCCGCUGGUGAGGGUGACGGGAGCCGAGAACGUACGGAAGAUUCUGAUGGGGGAACAUCACCUGGUGAGCACCGAAUGGCCCCGAAGCACCCGCAUGUUGCUGGGACCCAACACCGUGGCCAACUCCAUCGGGGACAUCCAUCGGCACAAGAGGAAGGUUUUCUCCAAAAUCUUCAGCCACGAGGCUCUGGAAAGCUAUCUCCCCAAGAUCCAGCUGGUGAUCAAAGACACCCUGCGGGCUUGGAGCAGCAACCCUGAUCCCAUCAAUGUCUACCACGAGGCCCAGAAGCUCACCUUCCGCAUGGCCAUCCGCGUCCUGCUGGGUUUCCGCAUCCCCGAUGAGGAGCUCAACCGUCUCUUUGAGGUCUACCAGCAAUUUGUGGAGAACGUCUUCUCCUUACCUGUGGAUCUGCCCUUCAGUGGCUACAGGAGGGGCAUCCGGGCACGUGAGACAUUACAAAAGGGGCUGGAGAAAGCCAUCCAGGAGAAACUGCAGAACACACAGGGUAAGGACUAUGCCGACGCACUGGACAUCCUGAUAGAGAGCGGCAAAGAACACGGCAAGGAGCUCACCAUGCAAGAGCUGAAGGAUGGCACCCUGGAGCUCAUCUUCGCUGCCUACGCCACUACGGCCAGUGCCAGCACCUCUCUCAUCAUGCAGCUACUCAAACACCCGCGGGUGCUGGAGAAGCUGCGGGAGGAGCUGCGUAGCAAAGGCAUCCUGCACAAUGGCUGCAUCUGCGAGGGCUCCCUGCGCCUUGACAACAUCAGUGGCCUUCACUACCUGGACUGUGUCAUCAAGGAGGUGCUUCGCCUCUUCACCCCCAUCUCCGGAGGGUACCGGACGGUGCUGCAGACCUUUGAGCUGGAUGGUUUCCAGAUCCCCAAGGGCUGGAGUGUGAUGUACAGCAUCCGGGACACCCACGACACUGCCCCUGUCUUCAAGGAUGUGGAUGUCUUCGAUCCCGACCGCUUUGGGCAGGGCCGCAGCGAGGACAAGGAGGGCAGGUUCCACUACCUCCCAUUCGGAGGGGGUGUACGGACCUGUCUGGGCAAACACUUGGCCAAGCUUUUCCUCAAGGCCCUGGCCAUCGAGCUGGCCAGCACCAGCCGCUUCGAGCUGGCCACUAGGACUUUCCCCAAAAUCACCUUGGUGCCCGUGGUCCACCCGGUCGAUGGACUCAAGGUUAAAUUCUUCGGACUGGAUUCCAACCAGAACGAGAUCCUGACGGGGACGGACGUCAUUUUGGGGGCCACUGUGUAGAGCCCACCAGGGAUGGGUGGCUGGGGAUGGAGGGGUGGGGUGGGGACAGGGGGACGAACAGGAGGGGAGAGGACGAGGAGCUUCUCCACGAUGCUCACUUGGCAGAACCUCCAGGUUGGGACUGUUUCCUCCACCGGCAAAGCUGCCAAAAUCCUUCUGCUCUGGGCAUGGAGGAGCUUGGGGUGGCAUCGUGCCUCUUGCUUCCUCCAGAAAAAGGAAGAGUUGCGAAUCCCGAGUAGAACUGGGACUGUCUGACCAUACACAGUAUCUAAAUAUUAUAAAUAUAUAUAUAUAAAUAUCUAUAAAACACUUCUGCUGCCAGGAGGAGCGCUGUGAAGACCCAACGGUGGGAAAGGCUUUGGGAACCAGCUGGCAGCCAGCAGUCUGGUGGCCCAGCGUGGCCCACCAAGCUUGUUUUUAACAGUGUUAAAUUAGCUGGUGAUAACAGUGUUUUAUUUUUGUUGUUGUUGUUGUUUGGUUGGUUGGUUGUGUUUUUUUUUUUAUUAUUAUUCUGGGGGCUGCCCUGGGUGAAGGGAAGAUGAGCGAUGCCCAUUCCCAUCCCACCCCCUUGGGCAGGUUUGGGGGAGUGCUGCCAUUUCGCCUCCGCCGCGGGACCAAAAAACCCUGUGGUGCCUUGUCUGGGGCUGAGCCAUCUCUCCAAAGCCUCAGAUGAGUGUGGUAUGGGGUGGGGGGAGCUCCAUUUUUUUUUCUCCUUGAGUUUCCUGCUGCUGCUACACAUCCUGUGUGCACCGCUCCCCCCUCCCCACGCAGAGGCAUCCGUUUGGGGGCAUUUUGGUGCCUUUGCUCUCCCUCAGGGUGCGGGCACCUCCGCAAUCUGCCACAGCUCUGUGAGCAAUGAGCUGUUCCGUUUGGGUGCACCCUCUUCCACGGGAGGCAUUUUUGCAUUAAAGGUGAUCUCUAUAAAUAA
Messenger RNA from Coturnix japonica (Japanese quail), 2943 nucleotides. It is a transcript of the gene CYP26B1, whose product is annotated as cytochrome P450 family 26 subfamily B member 1. Lineage: Eukaryota; Metazoa; Chordata; Aves; Galliformes; Phasianidae. Gene Ontology annotation, biological process: sterol metabolic process. Gene Ontology annotation, molecular function: oxidoreductase activity, acting on paired donors, with incorporation or reduction of molecular oxygen; monooxygenase activity; heme binding. The record is from RefSeq and is a predicted model, not a curated record.